Messenger RNA from Pseudogymnoascus destructans, 2459 nucleotides. RefSeq lists its product as uncharacterized. The record is from RefSeq and is a predicted model, not a curated record. Bases 338 to 2005 code for a protein of 555 amino acids. Gene Ontology annotation, biological process: cytoskeleton-dependent cytokinesis. The transcript is spliced from 2 exons. Gene Ontology annotation, molecular function: molecular adaptor activity; GTP binding; GTPase activity. Gene Ontology annotation, cellular component: cell division site; septin ring; microtubule cytoskeleton. Lineage: Eukaryota; Fungi; Ascomycota; Leotiomycetes; Thelebolales; Thelebolaceae.
CUUACGUUAACUGUACCGUAGCGCCCGCUAGAGUGCCCUCCGUGGUCCUGUCCUGUCGCGCCUGUAGCUUCUGGUCGAAUUAGGAAGGAUUAAUUCCCUCUUCUCAACACCAGCCUCCCCUCCCACUCUCUUACCUCUCCUCUUCAUCCUUCGCAGGCUGGGAACAUUUCUUUUCCCACUACACCCCACGCUGUAACAAGCUUGGAAACAUCAUAAUUCUUUUCUGACAACCCGCUAUCCUUUACAAUCUUCCGUUCGUCUUUACCGUUCUCGACAUUCACCCCUUGCGAACCGCUGGUGGUCUCGUUCCAAACCUCACGACAUCCCAUUCAUCAAAAUGGCGAGCAGCAGCAGACCACGAACUCCGAGCGGAGGUGUUGCGCCACCCCAGGACAAAGUACCAGCGGUUCCCGACAGCAAGAAUGUGUCAACACAACAACAAGAGGCCCCAAGGAGGUCGAGCUUGGGCUUACUUCUGCGACGAUCCAAGUCCGGCGACUUCGGCAGCAAGGGAAGCAAGAAACACCAAGCUCAUGCGCGCGAGCUUGAAUUGAAACGUCAACAAUGGGAAGCCGCCAACAAGCCAGCUCCGAGCUUACCAGUCCUAUACAACGGGGGUGCAGCACCAAAGCUACAGACCUUCGGUGGUGAGGAUCACGGCACCGGCCACUACGAAAACGGACGCGCCUCUAUGGAGCCUGGCAUGAGAUUGGGAAACAUUGCAAUUCCACCGAUACCCCCAAAUGGGGCUAAAAAAGGCGACUGGGUUGAUCCGUAUGCGCGAACUGAGAGCAUGACCCACCGCGGUCGGUAUAGCUACGCAAGCAGUGCCGUCAGCACCAUCAACAGCCCUCGGCGUGUGAGAAGGAGGAAGGAUCCCACACCAUUCAACAUUCUCAUUAUCGGAGCCCGUGACUCGGGCAAGACCUCAUUCCUCAAUUUCCUUAAGAGCUCUCUUGCACUCCCAGCAAAGAAGAGAGGCACUCGCCCAACCGACUUGCCCGAGGAUGUCUUCGGGGCACAAGCAGCGAAGACAGGCAACUUCAUCCCUCAUUACAUUGAGACUGAAAUCGACGGAGAGAAGAUCGGUCUCACUCUGUGGGACUCGGAGGGCCUGGAUACGACUGUUGUGGACCUCCAACUUCGCGAGAUGUCAUCCUUCCUCGAAAGCAAGUUUGAAGAGACAUUCACUGAAGAAAUGAAGGUUGUCCGCGCACCGGGAGUUCAGGAUACACAUAUUCACUGCGCCUUCCUCAUCAUCGACCCGGCUCGUAUCGACAAGAACAUCGCAACUGUGAAAGGAAGAGCCUCGAAUGACCAGGGCAGCCAGGGCGAUAAAUAUGCUCCCACUCCCCGUUUAAUUGGCGGCUUGGACGAAGACCUUGAUCUUUCAGUCCUCAGAACUCUCCAAGGAAAGACUACUGUUGUGCCAGUGAUCUCGAAGGCCGACACUAUAACGACUGCUCACAUGACCCACCUUAAGAAAACUGUCUGGGACAGUCUUCGCAAAGCGAAUUUGGACCCUCUCGAGGCUCUGGGACUAGAUGAUGACUCUGAUACCGUCAAAGACUGGAACCGCAUUGAUGAGCAGGAUGAGGAUGAGGAGGGCUCGGAACACAGCGGUAACAACUCUUCGGGCCCAGACCUGCCAAAUCAAAAUCCAGAACCUUCCUCAUCGCCUCAGUCUCAAAACCGCCGAUCGUCGGGAUCAAUCAGGCAUCACAAGCGUCAGCUGUCAAGUGAGAAUAUGACGGCAACUGACGAAAUUCCUUAUCUACCACUCUCAAUUAUCAGCCCAGAUAUCUACGAGCCUGGAGUUAUUGGUCGCAAAUUCCCAUGGGGUUUUGCUGACCCAUACAAUGUAGAACAUUGUGACUUUGUCCGCCUCAAGGAUGCAGUCUUCUCCGAGUGGCGCGGCGAGCUACGCGAAGCAAGUAGGGAGCUAUGGUACGAGGGGUGGAGAACGAGCAGACUGAAGCACCGCGAGGGCCCGGCCAGGCGAUAGUCGGAAAUGCUGCAAAUUUCCGCAAAAAAUACUUUCUAUUUCGGUCUAACGGCAGGCCUUUUGUUUCCAAACUAUUUUGUGUCAUUUUGCAUCCAUGCGUCGGUCGCAUUUGGCACGGCAGUCUGAUGAUCGAGAGCGAGCAAGCUUCGGCUACAUUGUCCCUUUUCAAUUUCUUUUGUGUAGGAACCUCACCCCAUGAGGACUCAUUGUUUGAGUGGUCCAAUUGAUUUGUUUCACUUACUUACGUUGCCAAGAUGCAGUAAGAUCUGUUUUGUUUAUGACCAUUCCAUCGCUCGAUACCAUCGAUCCGGCAGCGUGUGCGUGUAUAGGUUGUGUUUCACAGUCUCCUUUAUCUGGGGAUACUGAAAAUCGAGGGGCAGGCGAUUUAAAGUUUGUAGUGAUCGUGGCGACGAGUAGCUUAGCUGCAAUCAAUUGAUAAAACAAAAGUCUCUGC